UCCGUGUUCUGCAAUGGGCAGUCAUCACAAGUGUAACAAGUAAAGCAACAUUAAGCACACUAAAAUUGCAUUUUUUUCUCUCGGAAUGUCUUAUAUGGACAGUAACUGGAGGGAUCUUGACGCUAGGAGAAGUGAUGGAUUACCACUGACAACAAGUAGCAAUGAUGCAGCAAAAAUGUUUGAUGCUACCCUAACACAGUACACAGGAUGGUAUGACUGACAACAAUGUCAAUGGAAUUGAGGGCUCUGUCUCGAAGGUAUUAGCAGCAGAUCCCAACUUUGGCCGUAAUGGGUCAUGUGAUCUCGUGUGGCUUAGACCUGAUCUCAUCUGGAAAAGGAAUCCACACAGAUCAAGAGCUGAAGAGCAGCAUGCUGUCCCUUAAAGGGUUAGCUGCCAGGAGUAACAUCACAAACAGAGAGAGACUGCAUGUCAAGGCAGUCAAAGAAUGGGCAAAAGGAUAUCCUCACGGAAUGUACGCGUUUGGCCUGAUAGAAACAGGAUUUUACAAAAAGGCGGAGAAGCAUGCAGGUCUUGAAUUGAGUCCAAGAGAUUGCUGGAGCACUCAUGCAGAGGCUCAUGUCAUAGAAAUGGAAGGACGUCAGGAUGAUGGAAUUAAAGUCCUUAGCACGACCUUGAAUGACUGGACUGGAGAACAUCAAGCCGCAUUGGACAUUUAUGACGAGGAGGUUGGGAAACGUUGCCAUUCUGGUGCCAUGCUUGACUUAGUGGACGCUUCCUCACUGCUCUACACACUUCAGAUGGAAGCUAAUGAGAUAACACGUACCUGCAGAUGUGUUGUUUUCAAUGAUGUUCAUGUGUUGAUGUGUACAAUGGGAGCUAAAAAGGAAGAUGCAACACUAACUCUAAUGAUGUCACUUAGAGACUUUGUUAGGGAUGGCUCAGGAACAAAUUGCGAAGUACCUAGAGAGAGCGGCACAUCUUCAACUUAUUCCUGGUUCAGGCUGCUCUGCAUUCAUCGCGAACAGAGCACCAUCACUUGGCAAGGAGCAUAUUGACAGAGAGAAAGGCAAUGAAAGAAAUCGCUCCAAUGACAGACUGACUCAUGGGGCAGGCCCUUGCUUUACAUGUGGAGUAAAAUCGGAAACAGACUCUUAAAAUUCAAAAUCGGAUGGAUAACGCCAACACAGUCCGCGUCAAAAUAAUGGCUCCACAAUAUUCGCUUAAGGAAUUCAAUUCACGAUAGGAACUCACCAGCUGGCCUGUAAUUUCACUCUACGUUCAUUUGUGUUUAAAAGUUUUCCAUCCAGUAAGUCGAAAGUGGUCCAGAGCUGAGAUUGAUUCCUACGAUUCUCUACUCACUGUUUGAUCCUCAUUGGUUGUCAAUGGUUUUCUCGUGAUCACCUUCGUUCUUAGGAUACUCUCUCUUACCAGAUAACCCUGGUAACAAGUUUGCUUUUGGAUUUGAUUUCUCGACAUUGAGUUAAAAAGUACUCUUAAAAUUUUAUUUUGGUUGAGAAAUCAGCGAACUCGUCGUAUAAAGGAUUAUUAAAC
This is a messenger RNA of Stylophora pistillata, 1513 nucleotides long. Its product is annotated as tetratricopeptide repeat protein 38. The record is from RefSeq and is a predicted model, not a curated record. Gene Ontology annotation, molecular function: protein binding. NCBI's taxonomy places the organism in Eukaryota, Metazoa, Cnidaria, Anthozoa, Scleractinia, Pocilloporidae.